Sitophilus oryzae (rice weevil) is the source of this 1773-nucleotide messenger RNA. RefSeq names its product neuropeptide CCHamide-1 receptor-like. Gene Ontology annotation, cellular component: membrane. The coding region runs from base 339 to 1595 and encodes 418 amino acids. The record is from RefSeq and is a predicted model, not a curated record. The transcript is spliced from 6 exons. Lineage: Eukaryota; Metazoa; Arthropoda; Insecta; Coleoptera; Curculionidae. Gene Ontology annotation, molecular function: G protein-coupled receptor activity. Gene Ontology annotation, biological process: G protein-coupled receptor signaling pathway.
AAAACUACCAGCGGUUUAUACAGUGACAUAUUAACCGGGUUAUAACGUUUUAAUAUAAUGAAAGGUACUUAAGCAUAUCAAGAUAUUUAUUCUUCAUCGAGUGUUAGUGUUAGUACGCUUAAACAAUUUCUUUUAGAGUAAAAUAUUUUGAAAGUUGUGGUGGGAUUAUAUUUUUGUGUAUUAGUGGCAUAAGCAAAGAAAGGAUGGAAUAUCAAUGAUUUCAACUAAGUCUCAGUACUAGAUUUCUUUAAAUCAACACACACCCAUUGGAGUAAUGUAGCUCUUUAGAUCUACACAACGCUAUGCAUCUAUAAGAGAAUCCACAUUUAUUCACCACAAUGAAUUCUAACGUUAUCCUAAAUUUGACCAGUGUUAAUAUGACCCAAAGUGACGUGUCUAUAAGCGGUAGUUUAGUGAACACGUCGAAUGCCACAGAUGAUUAUAUUCCUUACUCUGAAAGACCAGAAACGUACUUUGUGCCAGUUCUAUUUUUCCUAAUUUUUGUGGUCGGCUGUUUGGGAAACGGAACUCUAGUUAUCAUAUUUUUAAAGAACCGGACAAUGAGGAAUGUACCAAACACAUACAUCUUCUCGCUGGCUCUGGCCGACCUCCUGGUCAUCAUUACCAGCGUCCCGUUCACAUCCAUCAUCUACACGGUGGAGUCCUACCCUUGGGGCGCUCUUAUCUGCAAAAUAUCCGAAACCGCCAAGGAUAUCUCCAUCGGAGUGUCCGUUUUUACCCUGACCGCCCUAUCGGCCGAUCGAUUUUUCGCCAUCGUGGAUCCCCUCAAGAAAUUCCACACCAGCAGUGGAGGCAGAAGGGCAACGCGCAUCACCAUCUGCACAGCUGUUGGCAUAUGGGUGUUAGCAUUUAUCUGCGCUAUACCUGCAUUAAUCGGAUCGCACAUCAAAGAGAUCAGAGAUGACGAUGACGUGCUGCGCUUUGAAGUAUGUUAUCCUUUUCCCGAAGAAUGGCUCGACUAUCAGUAUCCCAAAGUGAUGGUCAUGGCCAGAUUCCUGGUGCUCUAUAUUAUACCACUGACCAUUAUUUUUGGGUUCUACCUAAGCAUGGCCAUUUCCUUAAUCACCAGUACUAGAAACGUACCUGGCGAACUGCAAGGAAUGCACAGACAGAUCAGAGCCAGAAAAAAAGUAGCAGUCACUGUUCUAGUCUUCGUAGCAGUAUUUGCAAUAUGUUUUGCACCAUUCCACGCCUUUAUGCUAUUCUUCUACUUCAACGACCAGUCUCAAGAGCUCUACAGUCCCUUCUGGCACUAUUUCAGAAUUUUUGGAUUCUGUUUGUGCUACAUCAACUCCUGCGCCAAUCCAGUGGCUCUCUACUUCGUUAGUGGAGCUUUUCGAAAGCAUUUUAACAGAUACCUUCUGUGCAAGAAACAGAAGAGAUCAAGAUGCAACACGUGCACAGGUCAACACGGUACAUCCAUGUCGAUGCUUUCCACCAAACGUCAAUCUAUUAACAGAAAAUCAACUAUAUCCAUCAAUCGCAGAAAUUUAUCAGCAAAUGCCCAGGAAACUUCAGUAACUCUACUAGGCAACGGCCAUGGAGAUCUUCAAGUUAACAAUAAGGUGAUAUAAUACAAUUUUGUUUAUUAGAAUGGCUUUGAGCUCUCAAAAAUGUUAACACUGUGAUUUACUUACGUCUAUAUAGUUUAAAAAUAUGUUCCAAAGAUUUAUUUUAAUCUCAAUUGCAAUAAUUAAUAAAAUUCUUUAAACAUAUAAAUUGAUAUAUUUAUAAAAAAAAGGCUGAAUCAUA